Molecule: messenger RNA, 2100 nt
Organism: Cataglyphis hispanica
Lineage: Eukaryota; Metazoa; Arthropoda; Insecta; Hymenoptera; Formicidae
Gene: inc
Product: BTB/POZ domain-containing protein KCTD5
Exons: 3
Coding region: 349-1050 (233 amino acids)
Biological process (GO): proteasome-mediated ubiquitin-dependent protein catabolic process; protein homooligomerization
Cellular component (GO): Cul3-RING ubiquitin ligase complex; cytoplasm
Molecular function (GO): cullin family protein binding
Source: RefSeq, a predicted model, not a curated record
AUAAUCGUGAUAAUAAUUGUUCAAGAUGAUUGCCGUUGUGGAAGUUAACGCGCCCGAAAACUGCGUCUUUCCUUAAAUACGCCCUUAAACGCGGGUACGUUUUUCGCGCCAAAAUUGAUGCGUAUUCGCGCUCGCGCACGAAAAUCGAUAGAGGAUCAGCGGAUAAAGAUACGAUAUUUCCAUUACGUACUCGUAAAAUUAUCUCGAUUAUUAAUCGGGAUCGGUGGGUGUCUCCUACCUGAAAUAUUCGUACUUUGCGAUUGGACGUGAAACGGAUUUAGACGUUGCAUUGACAUCCGCCGUGAGGAUGCUCGUUUCGGGAACUCUAACCUAAUCUGCGUCUCUUUAAUGUCAAUUGAUGCCGAUGCAAGUAUGGCGGAUUUCAGCGAUACGAAUUCGCACGAAAUGACAGAGAAUCAUGUUGGCAAGCGGUGCAAUAAUCAGUGGGUGCGGUUGAACGUUGGCGGGACGUAUUUUUUAACGGCCAAGACCACUCUGGCGAGAGAUCCCAACUCGUUUCUCUAUCGACUCUGUCAGGAAGACUCGGACCUUAUUUCGGACAGGGACGAAACGGGAGCGUAUCUGAUAGACCGCGACCCCACAUACUUCAGUCCAGUGUUAAAUUAUCUACGUCACGGCAAAUUGGUCAUAAAUAAGGAUUUAACGGAAGAAGGUGUAUUGGAGGAAGCAGAGUUUUAUAACAUCACCGAGCUCAUUCGGUUAGUCAAAGAAAGAAUCAUAUUGAGGGACACUAGACCGCAGAGGGAUUCCAAAAAGCAUGUUUAUAGAGUUCUUCAAUGUCACGAGGAUGAAUUAACGCAAAUGGUGUCCACAAUGUCGGACGGAUGGAGAUUCGAACAGUUAAUCAACAUAGGUUCUCAAUAUAACUAUGGUAAUGACGAUCACGCUGAAUUUCUGUGUGUUGUAAGCCGAGAAUAUGGAGCUAGUCAGCUCAGCAGUAAGGAAGAGGAGUCCACGGAUCGAGUCAAGGUACCGCUAUCCUAUUCAACUGUUUCCCAUUCUUAUUUGAGCCAAAGUAGUCAUGGCUAAUACGACUAUUUUAUGUUUCUGUUAUAUUCUAAAUUAGUAUAUAGUGGUAAUCAUAGGUUUAUUAAUCGAGAUUCAAUUUACAUUCUUACUAAAUAUCUUUACUGUUUAAAUGAAAAUUAUGUAUCUGUGUCGGUAUAGUUAUACCUUCCAUGUUGGCUUGCAUGAGAUAUUUGUUGAAGCAAUAAAUAUCUAAUUAUUUCUUCAGCUGGAAACAAGUGUUUUCCUGCCUGGAAGAAAGAAUUGGGUUACAAUGAAAUUUCCGAAUUACUUCAUUAUCAUAAGAGUGGAAGAAAAUUAUCCAGAGAUCUAUUUUUGCAAUUCAACAUUGAUUUUCUUAAUUUCUAACAUUAUCGUGAAAUCAAAUAACAUACAUCUUUUACCAAUUUUGACAAAUAAAAUAAAACAGUAUUAUUUUUUAUAUUAACAAUUUGCCUAAACAGACUGACAUACACACAGUUGCGGGUUGGGUAGAAAACCAAAGAUAAGCUUUAUCACUACAUGUAUGAAAAAUAAGAUAUAUACAUUUACAUUAAGAGAUAAAAUUUUACUUUACAUCUUAUCAAUCACGCUUGGUUCAGCAAUACAUUUCUAUAUAUAUAUCCACAUAUUUCUGCAAUACUUUUGACAGUUGCUUAAAAUUAUUUUGCUUAUAUGAAAAAAGAAAAGAAUUUUUUUGCAGAUAUGAUAUAUUUUUAACGACAGAUUUUUCUAUUAGGUGGCUUAAUUUCUUCUGCAAGUAAAAUUUCAGAACAAAGAUCCAUCUAAUGAUCAAAUUUUGUUUUGUCUUUUAUGUUUUGUAUAUAUGUUUCUAUACAUAUCUAGUGCUUUAUACACACAUAUAUAUAUACACAUUUUUAAAGUCAUAUUAACUGAAAAAAAUCACCUAAUAGUCUAUGAAACUCAGAGGUCUCUUCGCAUGUUGAGCAUGUUCUGCCUCUGAUAUUUGUUGUAUGUACCAUAUUAUUAUUAUUAUUAUUAUUAUUAUUAUUAUUAGUAUUAUUAUUAUUAUGUACCGCAUGCCGUUCGUUAAAUAAAGAAUUUUUUCUUUCA